ACUGGCAAGACAGCGUAAGGCGCGCGGGCCCUAGAGCGGGUGCGGCGGAGCGGCGAGCCCGGCCCUCCCGCCGAACAAGUCGAGGCCACCCCAGCGGCAUGGGAUCCGGAGCAGGGACCCCAGCAGGCGCCGGAGCCUGAGCCGCAGCGCGAGCGCGCACGGGGCCCGGAGCGGGGGACGCCGCGCUGCUGAGGCCGGCCGUCGCCGCCCGCGGGCCCCAGGCGGAGCGCAGCUGAGUGCCCUGAGAUUUGAGACAGUGGAACCCGUCAGCAGAAUGUCUCCUCUCCUGGCAAGCGACCCUCAGGCCACCAAGAUGUGCACCACCUCCAGGCCCACGCAAGCGCGCUCAACGCACUAGCUGGAGGCGCGAGGCCGCAGGGCCACAGGGCCACGAUGGUGUGCUAGACAGUGGCAAACUCGGCUUUCACAGACUUGGGACCUGCAGGUGCAGAGCCACCGUGGAGAGGCCAGGGUAUCACAAACUGAUGGAUUUUGACAAGAAAGGAGGGAAAGGGGAGCUGGAAGAGGGCCGGAGGAUGUCCAAGACUGGCGGGGGCCGCAGUGGCCACAGCGUUCGGAGCUCGGGGACCAGCUCGGGGGUCCUAAUGGUGGGCCCCAACUUCCGAGUCGGCAAGAAGAUAGGCUGUGGCAACUUCGGGGAGCUCCGCUUAGGAAAGAAUCUCUAUACAAACGAGUAUGUGGCUAUUAAACUGGAGCCCAUCAAGUCCCGGGCCCCGCAGCUGCACCUGGAGUACCGAUACUACAAGCAGCUUAGCGCCGCAGAGGGCGUCCCUCAGGUCUACUACUUCGGCCCUUGCGGGAAGUACAACGCCAUGGUGUUGGAGCUGCUGGGGCCCAGCCUAGAGGACCUGUUCGACCUGUGCGACCGCACCUUCACGCUGAAGACGGUGCUCAUGAUCGCCAUCCAGCUGAUCACACGCAUGGAGUAUGUGCACACCAAGAGCCUCAUCUACCGGGACGUGAAGCCUGAAAACUUUCUAGUGGGGCGUCCGGGCACCAAGCGGCAGCAUGCUAUCCACAUCAUUGACUUCGGGCUGGCCAAGGAAUACAUCGACCCCGAGACCAAGAAGCACAUCCCGUACCGGGAGCACAAGAGCCUCACGGGCACUGCGCGCUACAUGAGCAUCAACACACAUCUGGGCAAGGAACAGAGCCGCCGCGACGACCUGGAGGCACUAGGCCACAUGUUCAUGUACUUCCUUCGUGGCAGCCUACCCUGGCAGGGACUCAAGGCCGACACACUCAAGGAGCGGUACCAGAAGAUUGGGGACACCAAGCGUGCCACGCCCAUCGAGGUGCUGUGUGAAAGCUUCCCAGAGGAGAUGGCCACCUACCUGCGAUAUGUGCGGCGCCUGGACUUCUUUGAGAAGCCGGACUAUGACUACCUUCGGAAGCUCUUCACUGACCUGUUUGACCGGAGCGGUUUCGUGUUCGACUAUGAGUAUGACUGGGCCGGAAAACCCCUGCCCACGCCUAUUGGCACCGUGCACUCCGACCUGCCCUCCCAGCCCCCGCACCGGGACAAAGUACAGCCCCACAGCAAAAACCAGGCGCUGAACUCCACCAAUGGAGAGCUAAACGCAGACGACCCCACUGCAGGGCAUUCCAAUGCUCCCAUCACAGCCCCGGCAGAGGUUGAGGUGGCUGACGACACCAAGUGCUGCUGUUUCUUCAAGAGGAGGAAGAGAAAAUCACUACAGCGGCACAAGUGACCAGGCGCUUUUGGCGCAUGACUGUCCUCAAUGCUGCCCUCAGGCCAGCUUGUCCUUGAGGCCAUGGGCCACCCACAGGCCAGCCAGUGACAUGCCACAGCCCAAGUCAGACUGCAGGGCCACCUGGCCUGGAUGUGGGUCCCUUCCUUCACGUAAGACUUUGGCCGAAAUUUCUACACCUGUGUCUAGUCCUCCCCUCUGAGAGCAUUAACUAUUUAACAAGGAACAAAGGAAACCCAGAGGCCCGCUGCCCUCCCCGUCUGCCGAGUGAGUAGUGAGACUGGGCCAGGUGCCGCCACCGCCGCCCUUUAGCCUCAUAAAGUCCAGCUUGUCUCCCUUGAUCCAAAGGCCGUUUCCUCGAGGGGGGCAGGUCCAGCCCGGGAGGGGCAUCUGCUGAGCUGGUUGCCCAGGAGGGGGCUCUGGCGCUGCUGUGGGGUGAGGCCAGCUCUGGUCCAACCCCAGACCAAAGGGGAAGGCGGGGACGGGGCGCAGUCUGGCUGGAGCCAGCCCCCCAACCAAAAUGCUGCACCAAAGCUCGGCCCGAGCGCAGCCCUGCGCCGGAAGGUGCACCUGCUCCCGGAGACACCCCAACCCCUGGGGUAGGCAUCAGCCCUGGGCCGUCUGGGCCCUUGAGGCUGAGGCUUCUGGUCUCCGUGCUGCACAGCCGCAGGAGACGAAUCGCCUUAAAGCCCUGCGCCCCACAGGUGUUGCUGGCGGGGUGGCCGCAGAGCAGGUGGUGACCCCUUGCGGGUCCAGGAAGCUGCUGGGUGGGCAAGGCGCCCCCCUCCAGGGUGGUGGUCAUUCAGGCGUAGUUCUUGCUUUACAAAGUGUACAGAAAUGGCAUUUACGUUUCUCUGACGCUUCCUUGAAGCCAUAGAAUUUAGGGGCUUUUUUAAGAAAAUAAAAAAAAAUAA
Octodon degus (degu) is the source of this 2647-nucleotide messenger RNA. It is a transcript of the gene Csnk1g2, whose product is annotated as casein kinase 1 gamma 2. Lineage: Eukaryota; Metazoa; Chordata; Mammalia; Rodentia; Octodontidae. Gene Ontology annotation, cellular component: nucleus; cytoplasm; plasma membrane. Gene Ontology annotation, molecular function: protein serine/threonine kinase activity; ATP binding. The transcript is spliced from 12 exons. Bases 486 to 1733 code for a protein of 415 amino acids. Gene Ontology annotation, biological process: peptidyl-serine phosphorylation; signal transduction; endocytosis. The record is from RefSeq and is a predicted model, not a curated record.